This is a messenger RNA of Biomphalaria glabrata, 1045 nucleotides long. Its product is annotated as SRR1-like protein. Gene Ontology annotation, cellular component: cytoplasm; nucleus. The record is from RefSeq and is a predicted model, not a curated record. Gene Ontology annotation, biological process: microtubule-based process. NCBI's taxonomy places the organism in Eukaryota, Metazoa, Mollusca, Gastropoda, Planorbidae. The transcript is spliced from 8 exons. Bases 41 to 1030 code for a protein of 329 amino acids.
AGGUCUAAAGUUAACUGCUAGAAACUAUUGUGCACUUAAAAUGUCUGAGUUUGUUAUUGUGAAAAAGAAAAAUAGAAAAUCUCAACAUAUUAAAUUGUCACAAACGAGUGUUACAAAAGAUGUUGAUAAUGAUAAAGAUAUUCAAAAAAUCGACAUUAACAAUUUUACUAAGCGUUUAGAUAAUUGCAUAGCAGAAGUUGAAGUAUCCCCAUUUUUUACGGAGACAUUUGAUAUUAUUAAUGGAGCUCUUCAUGCUGUCAGGCAACACAAGACAUCAAAUUCUUCAACUUGUAAUCAAAUAGAUGAGCAGCUUCCAACUGAAGUUUCAUCUGAAGAUGUACUUGAUGAAGGGUCUUUAAACCAGUCUUCAGGUGAUAGGCUGUCAUCUGUGAUAAGCAGGUUGGAGGCUGUGACUGUUGUUGAUGAGCCCAGGGUUCAGCUACUCUCAUAUGGCAUUGGAAAUUUCACCACAUCGUUGAUUGCUCGAUACCAGUUGGCUUUUUUUCUCAGCUUGCGUAGGAAGUUGAAAGACCACUGCCAAACAUGUUUAGUCUACGACCCAGUGUUUUCACCUGAUGAAGAAAUUAUUUUAGAGAAAUACAGUUGUCAACUUAUAAGUCAGAAUGAGGAAGGAUGCAGAGAGUGUGCUGAACCUACUAUAGCCUUCAUGCCACACUGUGGCAGACCUCUUUACAAUAAUUUUCUCUGGAAAAAUUUGAGCACUUCUGGGGGUCAGGGGUUAAACAAGGUUGUUCUUAUUGGUAACAGUUUCUCACAGAUUGUUGAAAGAACACCAAAGAGUCUGCUUAGAGAAACAGGAAACUAUAUAUUAAAAAUUCAGCCAUUUGUCAAAGAAACUAGCUUGCCAGACAGUUUUAUACUGAGCGAUGUAUUUAAUGAUCUAGCAGUUCAUUCAUUUCCAUUAGCUGCCAUUCAAACUAUUAGGAGUGACAUUGGUUCUCCCUUGCAUAAACCAGAGUACCAUCGUAAUGAGGAAGAAUUUAUACGAAAUAAAAAUGUCACUAAUUAAAGCUCUAUUUUUUUC